This is a messenger RNA of Nipponia nippon (crested ibis), 480 nucleotides long. Lineage: Eukaryota; Metazoa; Chordata; Aves; Pelecaniformes; Threskiornithidae. The record is from RefSeq and is a predicted model, not a curated record.
AUGGGCAUUUUGGGCAGGAAGCCUGACAGGGGAGAGGGGGGAGCCGACCCUCACCGCCAUUUCCCCCUCGCGGCCCGGGGCCACCUCCUGGGCCGGGCCGGCGGCGCCUCGCAGGCCCGCCCCAAGCCCAGCCGUGCCCUACCGGCCUCCGCCGCGGCCUCUGCCGCCCCCCGAGCGCGGAAGGCGGAGGACAGAGCCCCGAAGCCCGCAGCCCCUCACCAAAAUGCUCAGCGCCACGGGCCUCCAGGAGAAUCCGAGCGCGCAGGCGCAGUAGAGGGGAGGGAGUGUCGCAAAGCGCUGGCUAGAGAAGCCAGAAGUGGGGUGGCGGGGAGGCCGGAAGUUGGCGGGGUGUCAUGGCGGCGGCACAGAGCAUCGCCUGGUUACUUCCUAGGGAAGAAGCGGGACGGCGGGGUAGAUGGUAGCUUCUGCGGACAAAGGCUUGUUAUCCAAAAAGUUGCUCAUCUUGAACAAACUCUUUGA